UAGUUUAGGACUUAAGGUUAAUUCAUUUUGAACGAAAAGUAAGCGCGACAUUCGGAUUCUGAUGAACACACAUGCCAUCUAGUGGUUAAAAUUUCAACGUUUUGAACUCGGAAGCAGACGACGUUUCUUGACAAUCUCAGUCCGGAGUUCGGUCUCUAAUUCACGGGAUAGUUCAAAGAAAUGAAAUCAAAAUAACAAUAAUUCUUGUGGACUUUUGUGAUUAUUGUAGAAUUGGAUGGCCAAUAGGGAAAAUGGCAGACAGUCGUUUUCUCUUUUGUGUUUUUGUCUUGACAGUCAUUUUCUUGAAUGUUCAUACGAUACACGGAUAUUAUUAUGAUAAAGGCCCAGUACAAACGUUAACUAAAUGCCCAGGAUAUUAUUGUGGCCGACAUCAGAUUCCAGCUGAAAAUGGAACCAGUAUAUGGAGCUCUUGUGGUUCAUGUCCAAGAGGUUCACGGGUCAACAGUACCUGGGCAUGCUCGGAUUGCAACAGUUCCCCGACUGUUUAUGAUUGGAUGUAUCUUUGCUUCAUGGUAGUUGUAGGUUUGCUAGCACAGUGGUACAGUAUAGAUAUGAUGACACCAAACUCUCAGUUUUCUUGGAAAACAUUUGGUACACAUUUGUCUGCAUUCAUUGAGACUUGUCUUUCAGCUUCCAUCACAUUGCUGAUUCAUGAGCCAUUUGGUUCACUACAGUUAAAAUCCUGUGCCGUGGAGCAAUUAUCUGACUGGUACACUAUUUUGCACAACCCUAAUCCUAACUAUGAGGAAGUUUUGCAUUGUGCCCAAGAAGCUGUCUAUCCAUUGUACAGCAUAGUUUUCAUCCAUUAUGGACUGUCGGUAUUUAUGCUAUUCAUCAUCAGACCUUGGAUGAAUAGAGCGUUUCACAACAGAGGUCAUUCUGCAUCGAGACCAACUUAUGCAGCUCUCUAUUUGUUUCCUAUAUUAGCCUUGAUCCAUGGAGUUAUGGCCGGAUUAAUCUGUAAGUUGUCCAAUCUAUCUGGUAUGCUAAUCGCUAAGGUUUUUAUUCAUUUAGAUUACGCCUUCCCCUCCAUUAUAAUUCUGCUAUCACUCAUGAGCCAUGCAUUUCACUUUGCCUCAAGAUCCGAUCAGUCGUGGAGAGCGCUACUUUACGAAACAGUUUCGUGCAUUCAUAAUUUGGUUGUGGUCAUUGGACAUUGGAUGUUGCACGGUUUCGGCUUGGUGGCCCUGACGUUGUGGUUGCAACCUCAGCUGUUGGCUGGAAUUCUUACCCUCGUCCCUUUACCAACUUUCCUCUACAUCAUUCUUUCUCGUUUCACUGAUCCCGGGAAAUUCCAUUCCGAUUAAUGAUCGCCUCCCAGAUAUUGAAAAGAAAUACGUUUCGUUUUUAAAAGAAAUAUUUUCAUAUUUCUAUGUAAAUAAUAUCAUGUGUUUGAAUUUUAUUCAACAUCAAACUGUUUGAAAGUAA
Messenger RNA from Daphnia pulex (common water flea), 1449 nucleotides. RefSeq names its product JNK1/MAPK8-associated membrane protein-like. Gene Ontology annotation, cellular component: membrane. Gene Ontology annotation, molecular function: ubiquitin protein ligase binding. The transcript is spliced from 8 exons. Gene Ontology annotation, biological process: response to unfolded protein. The record is from RefSeq and is a predicted model, not a curated record. NCBI's taxonomy places the organism in Eukaryota, Metazoa, Arthropoda, Branchiopoda, Diplostraca, Daphniidae. The coding region runs from base 252 to 1328 and encodes 358 amino acids.